This is a messenger RNA of Choloepus didactylus (southern two-toed sloth), 534 nucleotides long. Its product is annotated as microtubule-associated proteins 1A/1B light chain 3B-like. The coding region runs from base 52 to 426 and encodes 124 amino acids. Gene Ontology annotation, molecular function: ubiquitin protein ligase binding. NCBI's taxonomy places the organism in Eukaryota, Metazoa, Chordata, Mammalia, Pilosa, Megalonychidae. The transcript has a single exon. Gene Ontology annotation, cellular component: autophagosome; autophagosome membrane; cytosol. Gene Ontology annotation, biological process: autophagosome assembly; cellular response to nitrogen starvation; autophagy of mitochondrion. The record is from RefSeq and is a predicted model, not a curated record.
CCUUCAGAGCCGGGCCCCUCAGAGCCGCCGCCGCGCCGCCCCCGCCGUGCCAUGCCGUCCCAGAAGACCUUCAAGCAGCGCCGCACCUUCGAACAAAGAGUAGAAGAUGUGCGACUCAUCCGCGAGCAGCACCCCACCAAAAUCCCGGUGAUAAUAGAAAGAUACAAGGGUGAGAAGCAGCUUCCUGUACUGGAUAAAACCAAGUUCCUUGUACCAGAUCAUGUCAACAUGAGUGAACUAAUCAAAAUAAGUAGACAGCGCCUGCAGCUCAAUGCCAACCAGGCCUUCUUCCUGCUGGUGAACGGCCACAGCAUGGUGAGCGUCUCCACACCCAUCUCGGAAGUGUACAAGAGCGAGAAGGCUGAGGACGGCUUCCUGUACAUGGUCUACGCCUCUCAGGAGACGUUUGGAGUGAAAUUGGUGUAAGGCUGGCAGAAGCAUCUCUCCUAGAGUUUUUAAAACCCUUACACCGAGGCAAAAAAAAGGAUGUUACCAACUGAGCUCAACCAGUCAUCUAACCACAGGUCAUCCAAA